This is a messenger RNA of Toxorhynchites rutilus septentrionalis, 1092 nucleotides long. Its product is annotated as AN1-type zinc finger protein 2A. Gene Ontology annotation, cellular component: cytoplasm; endoplasmic reticulum. Lineage: Eukaryota; Metazoa; Arthropoda; Insecta; Diptera; Culicidae. Gene Ontology annotation, biological process: proteasome-mediated ubiquitin-dependent protein catabolic process; protein targeting to ER. The record is from RefSeq and is a predicted model, not a curated record. Bases 218 to 913 code for a protein of 231 amino acids. The transcript is spliced from 3 exons. Gene Ontology annotation, molecular function: zinc ion binding.
AAAAAUUUUGUCAGUCACCAGGAAGCGUUCGACAACAACAUUAGAAAUUUGUGUAGUCACCGUCAAUCACUGAGCAAAUUAGCUGUUUCGUCUAGCAUAUUGUAGAAGCUUCUGCGUUGCUUAUAUACUGGUGUUCAGAUAAUCUUGAAAUUAUUAGGUGAUUGUUAGUCGUUCGUAUUCGAAGUACCUACCCGGAAGUUAAUUCGUUUAAAACACAAUGGAAUUUCCAAAUCUGGGCAAACAUUGUUCGGAUAAAUUCUGCCAUAAACUCGAUUUCUUGCCAAUGAAAUGUGAUGCUUGUGGCGAAAUAUUUUGCUCUGAACAUUUUAGCUACCAGACACAUUCCUGCCCAUCAGCCUUUAAGAAAGAUGUUCAAGUUCCAAUAUGCCCGCUCUGUGGAGAGCCAAUUCCCACUCCACGGGAUGUCCCACCCGAUGUGACGGUCGGAGCCCAUAUCGAUCAGUACUGUCGCUCGGAGAAGAAAAAGAUUUACACCAAUCAUUGCACGUACAAAAAUUGUAAAAAGAAGGAACUCAUCCCGGUUUCGUGUGCGAUUUGUAAGCAAAACUUCUGCCUCCGGCAUCGUCACACGACCGAUCACGAGUGUAAGGGAACGAUCUCAUCACAGCGUCACCUAGCUGAACAAGCAGCGAUUCAGAGACAGCGACCGAGUGCGACCAAUAAUACUAAUUCGUCGCGGAAUGCUAGCGACAACCUCCUGGCUACGGUUCAGGGUAAUAUGUCCGAAGACGAAGCACUGGCAAGAGCUUUGGCGCUAUCGCUACAACAAGAAGAAGACGAGACGACAAGGGCGGCAGCCCGCGACAACAACGGGGAGAACGGAAGAAACGCAAACCGGAGUGGCAUACCCGUGGGAGGAAAUAACGCCAAGGACAAAUGCAGAUUAUCGUGAUCGUCGUUUGCAGGCUAACCGAGGACAAUCAAUCAUCACAAUUGCUUUUAUCGACCACCCGAGAAAGAAAAGUUUAAACCGUUAAAUCGUUAUCUUUCACUUCAUUCGUACUACUUUUAUAACUAAUUCAAAUAAUUCAGCGUCUAAUGUAUGUUCACGAGUGCAUUAAUAUAAAUAUA